Molecule: messenger RNA, 829 nt
Organism: Cokeromyces recurvatus
Lineage: Eukaryota; Fungi; Mucoromycota; Mucoromycetes; Mucorales; Mucoraceae
Product: G subunit of V-type ATPase
Exons: 4
Coding region: 173-526 (117 amino acids)
Biological process (GO): proton transmembrane transport
Cellular component (GO): vacuolar proton-transporting V-type ATPase complex
Molecular function (GO): proton-transporting ATPase activity, rotational mechanism
Source: RefSeq, a predicted model, not a curated record
AUUUGAUUGGAUAAAUAUUUCUGAGAUUCAAAGUUUAUUGAAACUCUUUCUGCCUUUUUUUUUUCCCCCUUCCUAGUUAUCACUUCGUUUAUAUCGCGACUCUCUUUUAUAUAUAUACACAAUUAUACUUAUAUAAACAUACACCUAUUUUCAUAUUUAAACAUUACUAGUCAUGUCCACUUCUAACUCUCAAGGUAUUAAUACUCUUUUGGAUGCUGAACGUGAAGCUGCCAAGAUUGUUCAAAAAGCUAAACAAUACCGUGUACAACGCUUGAAGGAUGCUCGUUCUGAAGCAGCUAAGGAAAUCGAAGAACUUAAGGCUCAAAAGAAUAUUGAAUAUCAAAACUUUGUUGCACAGCAUUCUGGAGAAUCGGAUCAAAGUCUUAGUAAAGUUGAUCAAGAAACUGAGGCUAAAAUUCAGGAAAUUCGUGAAGCUGCUGAAAAGAACAAGGAAAUUGCUAUUGAAAAAAUUAUGAAGGCUAUUACUAACGUAGAAACUAAGGUUCAUAAAAAUUAUCAAGUAUAAAUAUCCCUUUGAUUUUGUAUAUCCUACAAUUUAGCUCUUAUCAGCAAAAGAUAAAUAAAUAAAAGAAGGCUAUUUGUUAAAGUAUUUUGUAUGUACGCCUUAACCCUCGAAGCUACUAUAGAUAAAAAAAAACAGACUAGAAAUGAACUAACUCUCGGAGAGGGGGAGGGGAUUUAAUAACUAAGUUUAAAUAAAUUAUGCUACUUGUUUAUAAUAGGAUUUUCUAUGUCUACUUAUUAAAUAAUUUAACAGAUACUGAGUAAUUAAUAAAACAUGAUAGAGCAAAAAAUAAAUAAAUAAAUA